Plasmodium relictum is the source of this 1728-nucleotide messenger RNA. Its product is annotated as phosphatidate cytidylyltransferase, putative. Lineage: Eukaryota; Apicomplexa; Aconoidasida; Haemosporida; Plasmodiidae. Gene Ontology annotation, cellular component: endoplasmic reticulum membrane. Bases 1 to 1728 code for a protein of 575 amino acids. Gene Ontology annotation, molecular function: dolichol kinase activity. The transcript is spliced from 13 exons. Gene Ontology annotation, biological process: dolichyl monophosphate biosynthetic process. The record is from RefSeq and is a predicted model, not a curated record.
AUGGAAGAUUUAGGAGUAAUCAAUGUUCUAUUAAUAUCAUUAAUAAUAUUUACAGAAUUAAAAAAAAAAGUUUUUAUUUUUUGUCAUUUUACAUAUAUAUGGAUAUUUUUAACUCUCCUGUGCAACUUACUUAUUUCUUUUUAUGUAUAUUACAAUAGAAAGAAUAAAAAAAAAAGAAAAUUCAAAGGCACUUUCAACUAUUAUCUAACCAUAGGAUCAUUUUAUAAAUAUGAAAAGCUCACCAAUUUAUCUAAAAAAAACAGUCAUAAUUUUAUUAAUUUAUAUCAAAAGGGUGCUAUUAGUAUUUUUCAAUUAUUUUAUUACACAUAUUUAAAUAACAUCUUCCCUUUUUUUUUCUUCCCAUUUUUUUCAACACUUUUGAUUCUUAAAUACAAAAUCUUGACUUCUGAAGUUGCGAUAUUAUCUAUAAUAUAUGUAAAUAAGUUUGUACUUUCAAGUAUUUUCCUAAGAUAUGUUAAAAUUAAUAUCCUAACUUAUAUUGCAUAUAACUCAUCUUUUUUCUUUGUAAUUUUAAACUUAGUUAAAAUUAAUGAAAAAUUAAUAAUUAUAUUCCUUUUUUUCGUUCUGAAUUUUACGUUCUACCAUCUAUUGUUGAUGGCAUCCUUUCUCUUAACAAAUAGAGUAUUUUCAUUCUUAGAAGGGUUACUACUAAGUGCUAUUGGAACUUUAAUUCUUGAUUGUUCUUUUUAUAGUCAUCUUUUUUAUUAUUUAAAUAAUAAAAUAAUUCCAAACAUUUUAUUUAUAUUUUUUAGUAAAAUUAUUAUCAGUUUGGUUAUAUAUGGAAUAUGUUGUAUAUAUUGUUUACAAAAAAAAAUAAAAAAAGGAAAACUUUUUAUAUUAUCAUCAUUAUUCUUUUCAUAUAAUAUAUUGAAUCUUUUUUCAAAUAAAUAUGAUUCUGUAGAUAAAAAAAAUGAAAAAGUAUUUUAUGUUAUAAUAAAUAUAAUAAGAAAAAAAAAUAAUUAUCUCCUAAUUUUAUUAUGGCUUAUUAUAACUAUACUAUAUUUAAUUUAUAUUUACAACUUAUCAAAAAAAAAUAAAAAUCUCCCUUAUAUUAGAAAACAUUAUCAUUUUCUUCUUUUUAUAAAUGUCUAUUUAUCAUUUAUAACCAAAAAAAUUGAAUUAUUAAUAAUAUCUCUUUCUUUUGUAUUUUUAUUAUUUAUUUUAAUUGAAAUUAUAAGAAAAAUUUCUGAAGAUCUAUUUCCUUUAUCUAAUAUAAUAAAAAAAAUCAUUACCAGAUAUAUAGAUGAAAGAGACAAAAAAGGAUUAGUUCUUACUCAUAUUUAUCUUUUGUCUGGUGUAUAUAUACCAAUAAUCAUAGAUGCAAUAUUUAAUGACAAAAAUUAUGUUCACAAAAAAAAUCAAAUAACUUAUAAUUUUAGAGAAAGUAAUUUAAUUUUAUAUAGCAUUGGAUUAAACACAUUAUGCAUAGGAGACUCAUUUGCUGCAAUAGGGGGAUUACUAUACCCAAAACCAAAAAUAAAGAAUACAAACAAUAAAUCUUAUGCUGGUUUUCUGUUUUUUUUCUUCAGUACUUUUUUCUCGUUAAUCAUUUUCGAAUAUUUUUUUGAAAACAAAUAUUUAUUAAAUUUAAAUGUUUUUUUUAUCAUAUCUAUAUUCGGUGCCUUGUUUGAAGCAUACCUUAAUGAUAUAGAUAAUUUAUUGUUACCUAUGUUUACUUUUAGUGUUUACUUGAGUUUUGAGAAUUAA